UGUUUGCAGCCAAAACAGACAACCCAGUACCAAGGCGAGAUUCAUUUUUUGAGUCAUAUGCCUCAUAGACAAGAUUAUUCAAAUGUUGUGUCUGACUGCCAAAGAGCUCUGCAUGAAAAUAAUAAUACCCUUGUGACAAGCUCUCCAUCCCUGGCAGCAGCGCAGCUUGUAACCUCUGAUAAUUAUAUUGAGAGCCCAACAGUAAUGACAACCCUCCGCUGCCACAGAAAGAAGAGACUUUCCUCUUAAAGCAGCAGUGGUCAAACAGUAAAUCCACUGCUUUUCUGAAAGGCACACAUGAGAUAAUGCUUUGUGAAGCGUGUGGUUACCCCGGUCUGUAUCAGCUUGGAAAUGACUCUCUGUCCCUCCCUCCCCUCCUCUGGGCAGGAGCUUGGGAAAUGUGACUCUGCUGUGUGCUGUGGUUAGGAUGCAUGGAGAGUAUAGAAGAAAACAAACAUUGUGUCUACUACACAAUAUCCUCACCCUGUAAGAAACAUGCAAACUUCUUUUAUUUUGAAGGAGGGAAAAGUAUCACUGCAUGUUCUGUAGAUGGUAAAAAAUGCAAAAUAUUGGAGGCAACAGCACAGAAACCAAAAUGCUGAGCCUGGUAUUAUGAACAGCCUCUCUCUCUCCAUUCAAACACACACACGCGCGUGCAGACACACAUACACACUGCAUUUCUCCCUCUGGUUGUUGGCGAGGCUUUCACAUCAAACAGCUCCAUGAUAGUGGAGUUUGUUCUUUAUACCCUGGCGAACACGAGCGCCGUGCUUUAUCAACACUUAAUGUGAUACACACACAGACAAGCAUGAAGCACCCUCUUCAUUCUGGGCUUGUUUGAGCAGCUGCUAACCUACUUUCUGUUCUCAUUCUGCAAAAACUGAACUCUGAAAUUGAAUUUUUUUUGCAAACGUACAUCACUGGCUAAGCUGCAAAACAUUAUGCAAAGGGGAUUUGAUUGGCUUUUUGUUCACUGUGUUACAGUUAGAGGAAACUGUAACAUGUCCCUGAACCAGAGAACAUUAGGGAUUUUUUACGAUGUCAGAAAUUGCCUCAGCCCUGUGCUGCGUUUUGGAAAAUGGUAGACUACACAGGCCAAAGAUAAUCCUCAAAGCCAACCCAGUGGAAAGUCAGAGAGGGAGAAUUAUGGAGAUGAUUGGCAAUCUAAUGAUAACAUCCAAACCCAAUGUCAAACUGACUGAAUCUCACUCACAACUAUAUAAUCCUUCAGCACACCAAAGGUGCCCUUUUCCCUCUGAUGUUUCCAAAGCUGCAGCUGGACAGAUGUGGGGAAUUCUAUUUAUUGAUUAUUUUAAAUCACAGCACUCACUGGAAACUGCUGGUGUGUUUAGAAAUAAAAUGUCAUUUUAAGCUGCCAUGUGAUUUUGUGAAAAAAUAUUGUGGAAGGAUUUUUGCAAAACAUUUCUAAGUUUGAUUCAGUCUAAAUCCAACUAAGAAAAUCAGAAUCAUUAUUAUAACUAUAAACAAUAUAAAUAUUGACCUAUUAAUGAGUGCUAAGUCUGAGGCUAGUUUGAAUCGACUUGCUGUGAACUCUUACCAGAGGACAGAGAUGAACCUGACAGGCUGGAGUUGCUGGAUGCUGCCAUCACCCCGCUUUCUCGGCUCGGUCACUCCCGUUUGGCCAAGGUGCGCUCACAGCAGCUCGUCCCCGGCGGCGGUGCCUCCAUUUCACUCACGCCCCACUGUGCCUCACCUCUGUCAGCUCCGCCGGUGACUAUUUCAUGUCUAGUCUGGUCUCGAGCCCUCCACCACCACCACCACCACCGUCUGUGUCAGUCCGCCUCGGCUCGCCGUGCGGCUCGGUGGGGAGCUCACGCCGCCGCAACCCUGAAGGUGCUGCCGCCGCUGAAUAAAAAUAGUCAACACAGACAGCUGGAUUAUACUCCGAGGAUCAAUUCCUCCGAAGCCUUCCUCAAAGCGAACACUACCUUUAAGGUUUAGAUCUGUGCCAUAGAGGACUCAGCUAUGGUUUCCAUGUGCCACUUCAAGGAUUGUAAUAAACACACUACACUGCAGCGUAGACGCGCCUUCUUAAAGUGAAAGUUUGGGUUGCCAGAUGCCAGCACAAAAAAAGCCCAAAACAACCGACUACUGCUCUUGGUCCAGGAUCCAAAACACACCAAACACCCGCUCUAAUAACAUGGGAUUGAAGGCCCCACUGGCUGAAUCACAUUAUCUCCAGUUCUGACAUUGCACAAUUUCAUCAGAUGUCAUGUUUUGUCAUGUUGUGUUCAAAGAGUCUGAAUUAUGAUUAGUGUCUGUUGCGCCACCUGGUGGGCCUUUUUCCUCAUUCCUCUUUGAUCAUUGAGUGGAACAGAUGGAUUUAUUGUCUUCAUAUUAAUUACAUCUUUUUUCAUCCAUGCCAUCUAUCAAUAGUCUUAUACUGGUUUGUUGCUGUCCUGGCAAUUCUGUUUUUGCUCAAGCAGAAGUUUACUAAUUUGAUUCCUAUAUCGUCUGCACUGUCUACUGCUUAAGUUUCUUUAAGAGAGUCCUUUAGCCCCCAUAUGCUCUAGUUAGAAUAAUUAAUAUCUACUAGAUACGGUGACAUAUGCAACAAUAACAGUAUGGCAGGGUGUGAUAGGAUGGUCAACAAUUUUCUCAAAAUGAAAUCAAUUGUUAUAGAGCCGUCCAUCAAAUCACACAUCAGAGUUAAUGAAAUCCUACACUCACCUUUGAAAGUGGUUUCAGUCUCAUCAUCCUCAAUUGGUCACCUGUGUUGUAAUAAUAAUAAUAAUAAGAAGAAGAAGAAGAAGAAGAAGAAGAAGAAGAACUUUAUUAAUCAAUUGUCUGUUGUCUCACAUAAUAUGUCUCUAAAAGUUAUCUACUAUUUACACAAGAGUUGUAAAGUCUGAUGGCUGUUGGUACAAAAUAUUUUCUGAAUCUUUCUGUCCUGCAGCGAAGAGAGAGGAGCUGUCCACCACCAUUUGCCCUUUGGUCCAUCAAGGUGUUGUGGAGUGGGUGACCCAUGUUCUUUAGAAUAGACUCCACUUUCCUCAGUGUAGAUCUCUCCACCACAUCCUCCACUGAGUCCAGCUUGAGUCCUAACACAGAACCAGCCUUUUUCUCCAGUUUGUUAAGAGUUUGUCACUCUUCAUAUUUGCUGAGGCUUGAGGAGCCUCUUAAUUCCCACUGUGAAAUGCAAUGUAAGACGUGACAAUUAACAGUUCACCUAAAAACGCCUUGAUUUCAUAGAUAUUUUACCAUGAACUCUUCUACCCCCUAGCGGUCAAAUAUAUACCCGUAUGCUGUUUGGGUUAGAUGGUGUUGGACUGUACAUAUGGGUGUACUGAACCACUUAACCAGCAGCAGACAUUAGGCCAUGGUGACACCUGUACAUCUCCUGCAGCCAUGCAAGCACAAACUCACCAGUUUGAGUUGGGGUCCUGGUCUCCUGAUGAAUCUAAAUCCAUUUUGCAGUGGCCUCUUUAGUUUACUUUGAUCUCCCGCCACCUCUUUUUUGUGUGUGUGUUUGUUCUAUCCCAUGUUAGACAUCUUUUAUUGGGUGAUACAAAAAUCUAACAAAAGACUAAACAAAACAAGCUUGAAGAGACAGAUGGGUUUCUGUUCACACAUUUACCAAUUAAGAAAGACUGACUGUCCUGAUAAAAUAUGCAAAAAAAAAAAAAAAAAAAAAAAAAGAAGAAAAACUGACUGUCUUUUGUCUUCACAUGUUCUCCCCUUGUUAACAACAGAGCUAAACGCUAUAUGUCAUGUGCCUUGGAAAGUUAAUACAACCCAACCAUAAAAGUCUUCUGUGGGCUAAAAAUGCUGAUUUGGGUUGAUUUUUGUUUUAUUGCUUUAUUGAAUCUGCAAAAUCAACUUCCUUUUUAAGAGUUUGGUCGUGUCCACAUUUUCUCAGGGGAAAGUUUAUUGCAUGAGGAUUUCAUACUGUUUUGUCACCAGCUUCAUUACUAAACUUGCACUUCUUUUUGUUUCUUCAAUUAGUCUUCUGCAUUGAGACAAUAGACUGUAUAAUGGUUAAGAAAAAAUAUUAUUCUGCUCUGAGGGAGUUCUCGACAUUUUUAUUCUCUCUUCUGUGAGACUUCAAGUUGAGGUUAGGUUAAAUCUUAGUCUUGAAAUAAUUCUAAGUUAAGUACCUUUUUGAAUCACAGACUGUGUUUUGCUGUAGUGUUUCACACAAACCCGUGUACUUCCACUUUAUUACUAGCUUCUCUCCCGUUUUUUUGUCUUUUAGUGUAAAUUACACUCACCAAAACCGGAUAAAGACAGCUGCAAUGGUGCUUUAAAACUCAAAUAUUUUACAUCAGUCUACUUACAAACUUACAGGCUCUGAAAAGAGUUUACAGUGGGUCUUCAACCAAAAAGAAAUCUAACUUCAGCUUUCUGUUUGGAUACCCGCCGGAAGUUCCUGCAAGUCCAUGCUGAGGGUUGAAAUACCGACAACCUUACAAACAUUACCACGUGAUCUCAUGUGACCGUUUCAGGGCUGGUCAUGUGACGCGGCUCAUGAAAUUCACUUUCCUGUAAGAGUCGUACGGUCAGUGGUCCGUCUAAAGCUGGAAAACAACAGACUUUUGCCUGAUUAAAGGCUCAAUUUUCUACUGUUGCCAUAGAAACCGCGGUGGACAUGGGGUGAGUGUGGAGAAAUUAGAGAUGAUAUUUCCCCCUCGGUUUGCCUGCCUGCAUAUUAACACGUGAAGUGUUUGUGGUUUCGGUAUUUUGAAACAUGAGUGACUUGUGUGAUUCACAUAAACCUGGGCUGAAGUCUGAUACGCGUUUUUGUAACUGUGCAGGAAAACUCUGACUCUCGUGUUCCUGUGGGCCUGUCUGGGCUUGGUGCUUUCACGGGGCUGCUCCUCGUUUUUCUGCCGAAAAUCUCACCGUGUCAGCAGCUUGAAUGGAGUCGACCCCGGGUCCCCUUUGUUUGUCACCCCAUACUUGGAGAAGGGCGCCAUAGAUGAAGGUAUGAAUGCACCAACUUUAAAUAAAAACGGGGUUUGAUAGUUCUUUCACCUUUUCCAAAUGACCUGUCAAUGUUGUUGCAGCCAGGAAACUGAGCAUGGUGGGAAAACUGCCAGGAGCAAACGUCAAGAGUUACGCUGGAUACUUCACUGUCAACAAAAAAUACAACAGCAACCUUUUCUUCUGGUUCUUCCCUGCACUGAUGGUAGGAGCAAACCUCUUUAAGUCCAGGUUACAUAAUGAGAUCAAUGACAUAGCAGAACAAGAAGGAGACAGUCAUUAUAAGUCUUUUUUGACUUUGUCAGGAACCUCUAUUUCAACAAAAUAAAAAUGAAAAAAUUGAUUAAAUUAUUAAAAUUAUUGGCACCUGUUGUGUUAGGGUCGCUGUUGACCCGGUUAGAUCAAUAUCUAAUAAUCAGAGCAAAAACUGAAAUCAGAAGUGCACUGUCAGGCACCACACUGGCAGUCAGAUCCUCUUUCAAUCAUGUGAGAUUUAGGAAAUUCUCAUUUUGCCAUAUUCAUCCCUGCACAAAAAACAGCCUCAGGCAUGUCCAGACAUGUGAGAUCAGUUCAGUAGAUGUCUGUGUGAGGGGUAUACUGACAAAGAAAGGCCCAGAGGACCACUACAAAAACUAUUAUAAACAUUAUUUUCAUGGUUAAUGAAGCCUAACAAGGUAAUCUAGAGAUGAAAACCAAAUUGGAUGAUAGAGCCCUUAACAUGGUGGAUGGGUAGUAAAAGCUAACACAGGAGGAAGGUGAAGAAGCCGAGCAGCUUUUUAGCUUUACAACAACUCAACGUGAGGUGAACCUGCCCCCACAGUCAGCUGCUGAUAAGGAAUUGCACUGUCUAUAUUUAGUCAGCUGCUGUGAAGGAAUUACAUCUAUACUGGUGAACUUUGUUUUGUGUUAAAAGUUUUUGUUUCAGCUGGCAAACGGACUAAAGGUUUAAUAAGUUAUGUGAGAAAACAGUCUCUGUUUUAUAGCUACAUUUUUGUGACGUAACAGCAAUCCUCUCUACUGACUCUAUGAAAAAUCCAUCUUGUGGUCUGAAAUAAAAUACACUGGUGCAUCUCAAUAUAAUAGAAUAUCAUGCAAAAGUUGAUUAAUGUCAGUCAUUUAGUUAAAUAAGUUAAACUCAUAUAUUAGAUGGAUUCAUUACACACAGACUGAUACAUUUUUUUCCAGUUUGACUUGCAGCUAAUGCAAACCCAAAAUUCAGUAUCUCAGAAAAUUAGAAUAUUGUGAAGAAGUUCAAUAUUGAAGGCUUUUGGUGUCACACUCUAUUCAGAUAAUUAACUCAAAACACCCGCAAAGGUGUCCUGAGUCUUUAAAUGGUCUGUCAGUCUGGAUCAGUAGGCCACACAAUCAUGAGGAAAACCGCAGACCUCAUAGUUUGCCAGAACAUGAUUAUUGAUUCCCUGCACAAGGAGUGUAAGACCAAAAUAGAAGGGAAAAAUGAAGAAAUAGAUGCUGGAGUGUCAGAGAUAACCACAGUAUGGAGAGGAUUGUGAAACAAAGCAGCCCAUUCAAGAACUUUGGGGAGAUUCACAUCUCCCAUCUCAGUCUUUUUGACACAACCUCUUCAUUUCUCCUCUGUUUGGAUGAUUACAGGUCUGAUUUGUCAGCUGGGUUAGUUACAGGCUAAGUUCAUUCUCUAUUGAUCUAGUGAAAUAAUAAAAAAAAUCAACAUCUAGUGAGCUGCAGAUAUCUGCCUCAACAUAAAGGGAAGCACAUUUUUCUAAUACUUACUGUCAGGGGUCAAGAAAUGAAGUGUCAGCACACAGCAAGACUGGCAUGUGGUUUAUUGAGUUUCCUUCUUUUUCUUUUUUUUUUUUUUUUUAAAGACUUUUAUCCAAAGAGACCAGCAGGUGGCGCUGAGCUCUUAUCUUUGUGUUUUCUGUGCUCUGAAUGACAGGCAAACCGAGAUGACGCCCCGGUCCUGCUCUGGCUUCAAGGUGGCCCUGGUGGCACAUCUAUGUUUGGUCUGUUUGUGGAACAUGGACCAUAUGUGGUGUUUAAAAACUUGACUGGUAAGGAGGUACCUUGUGCUACAUCAGGAUAUGUAAACAUUUGCAUGAACCCCUCAAUCCAUUAUUCCUGCUCUCCUAAUCUGCCUUUUUUGACUCUGCAGUUGGUUUGAGGGAUUAUGCUUGGACAUCAAGAUACUCAGUUCUGUAUAUUGACAAUCCAGUAUGUAUCAAAUUAUUUCUGGGGGAAAAAAACUCAAAUCUUUUACAUUUUUUUCAUUUGCACAGAAAUAAAAAAAAAAUCCCCUAAGAGUUGUAUUUGUUUGACCAGGUUGGGACAGGUUUCAGCUUCACUGACGAUGACAGAGGAUUUGCUCAGAACCAGGAUGAUGUUGGCAGGGAUCUGUACAGGUCAAACACCACUUUGAGACUAAAACCACAUUUACUUCUUACUUGAAUCUUUGAAUAUGAUGUCUUUAAUUGUAAUUAACUCUGUAAUAUUUCCAUCUCUUGCUUUCUAAAGUGCUUUAACUCAGUUUUUCCAGCUCUUCCCCGAGUAUCAAUCCAAUGAGUUUUAUGCAACUGGUGAGGUAGGUUUUUUCUUUUUCUUUUUUUUUUUUUUCAAUGAGCCAAAAUGUGGUCUUUACCCGUGUAACCUUCCUCUAUCCUGUAACAGUCCUAUGCAGGGAAGUAUGUUCCUGCCAUUUCUUACUACAUCCACAAACAAAAUCCCACCGCCAAAGUGAAAAUCAACUUCAAGGGGAUGGCUAUUGGUGAUGGGCUCUGUGAUCCAGAAUUGGUACGUUUCCUACAAAGUGCAUCAUCUUGAAUUUCCUUUACUCUGAUGGAGUAUAACAUGUUUUAGCCUUUCUCUGUUUCAGAUGCUGGGUGGUUAUGGUGAAUUCAUGUACCAAACAGGCAUGAUAGAUGAACUCCAAAGACAGUAUGUUGACCAGCAGGCAGACUUGGGGGUGAAGCUAAUACAGCAGGAGAAAUGGGUCCAGGCUUUCCAGGUACAAAGAAAUGAAUCUGUACAAAUUAACUCUUGUUUUUAAUUGGACAGCUAAUGACUACUGAAAAAAAGUUGAUCAUAUUGAGGUUUCUCUUUUUUUCUUUUUAUUGUUGAUCUAAGGUAUUUGAUAGCUUGCUGAACGGUGAUGUGGAGCCUUAUCCCUCUUUCUUCCAAAAUGCUACCGGCUGCACCAAUUAUUUCAACUACUUGUCAUGCCAGGUGCCAACAAACACUGAUCAAGUUCAAACUACCUUUAAAAAAAUAGGCUUUAUUUUUUUUUAAAUCAAACAAAUGACUCAACUUUUUCUCUGUUGUUUUCAACCACAGGAGCCUGAAGACCAGGAGUACUUCUCCGAGUUCGUCACUCUUCCAGCUGUGCGAAACGCCAUCCAUGUAGGGAACCUGACAUUCCAUGACGGAUCGCAGGUGGAGAAGCAUCUCAUACAGGACGUCAUGAAGAGCAUCAAACCCUUGCUUGGGGUUUUAAUGGACAACUACAGGGUGAGAAUAGGUUGCACUAACUUUUUGUACCAGUCUUUAUCAUAUUUGCAUUCAGAGAAAAAGUUCCUUAAAUCCCCUUGUUUGGUUCUUUCUCUCAUAUCUUCAGGUGUUAAUCUACAGUGGUCAGCUGGAUGUAAUCGUAGCAGCUCCACUGACUGAGAGGUUUCUGCCUACUGUUAAUUGGACGGGAGCUGCUGAGUACAAAACAGCCCCGCGCUUCCACUGGAAGGUCCAGCCCAGUGACACAGAGGUGGCAGGUUACGUACGACAAGUGAAAGAGUUUUACCAGGUGAGCAUACCUCAUCAGCAUCACUCGAACCACAGGAAAAUAAUCCCAUACAUGUGGACAUCUGAAAUACUGUGCUUCUGUCUUGUCAUUCAGGUGAUCAUUCGAGGAGGAGGACACAUUCUACCUUACGACCAGCCGGCGAGGUCCUUCGACAUGAUCGACAGAUUCCUCUCGACGCAGGGCUGGGUGUAGAAAGUUCUGAUAAAAGCACUUUGAGGGAACAAUGUUGAUCACUAACUGUUGAUUUGAAAGACUGAUGAUUGUCUCAGGUACGGUAAAUCGGCACUUUGUUGGAUCUGAACAAAUCUUUGAAGCAUUUUCUCGCUUUUGAAGAAGUGAGGCUGGGUUUGGGACUACACUCCAGUGCACUGCUCUUUAAAAAGUGUUCAUUUCGCCCAAAUCCGUCUCUCAGAGUCUCUGCCUAUAUUCUGAUAUAGUGACUAUAAACAAAUCUGAGGUCUAAUAAAAAUCAUGUCUGUUUGGAUUGUGUGAGGGAAACACGGCUUAUGUCGCAUUUAUGUUGUGUGUAAAAGAGAGAGCCUUUAAUCCAGAGCUGUAACGUCUAGAAAUAAAAUGUUUUCUUUUUCAAAUUGGAGCAUCUUUCUUACUGGAGUAUAAAAACCCAAUUUUUAAGAACUGUUUUGUGAAAAGGAGAGGACUUGUUGACGAGUGGAUUUCUCUCCUCCAACAAUGUCCACCAGGAGUCACUGUGGGACAAAGAAAACUUGGAACAGCACCUCCAAAAAACAAUGAUGCAAUCGAACAGCCACAGUCUUUUAUUAAUUUUUGUAAACAAACUGAGAAAUCUUUGAUUAUCUUAUCCACGGGAAAAGGGGAAAGAGCCACUGCAUGUUGCAAUAGUGCAGGUAGGCUACUGUUACUGCCUUAUCUGCUCUGCAAUCGUUUUGUCAGCAUGCUGCAAAGUUGUUUGUGUACCGAGGUUGACUGUCAUGUUACCUCAUGAGGCAGCUAUCAAGAUGUCUAGACAGCUUACUAAUUAAUGAUCAUACUAAACCUUCAAAGCGUCUCACUGUUUAAUGAGCAGACAGAAAUACUGCUGACCUCUCUUCAAAUAUUCAGUUCAUAUUUCUACACAGAUUCCCGCCGUGACAUCCAAUCACAUCAGUGAGUUGUCUGUUACAGAACAAGUGCUUUAUUUUCAUACCGUAAUGUAACUGCAGUGAUACCUUAACAUCUGUACAAAUGCAAAACUAAACAAAAUGAAGGAAAUGUCAUCAAAGACACAAAAAUUGUACAAAGUUAUGCAGGCAAAAAUGGAUUCAUCAAUUCAUUACAUAUAAACAAUGUGUUUAAGCGCUGAAA
Messenger RNA from Xyrichtys novacula (pearly razorfish), 10036 nucleotides. NCBI's taxonomy places the organism in Eukaryota, Metazoa, Chordata, Actinopteri, Labriformes, Labridae. The record is from the annotation of a GenBank genome assembly.